Rotaria sp. Silwood2 is the source of this 726-nucleotide messenger RNA. The record is from the annotation of a GenBank genome assembly. Lineage: Eukaryota; Metazoa; Rotifera; Eurotatoria; Philodinida; Philodinidae.
AUGAACGAUACGAAAGGACAAGUCGUUGCUGGUGGACAUGGCCAAGAAAAGCAAUUGAAUCAAUUGUGUUUUCCAACAGACGUGUUAAUCGACCAAGAGACUAGUAAUCUCGUUAUUUGUGAUCGCGGAAAUCGACGCAUCCUACUAUGGUCUCGUCGUAGUAGCACCGCUCAAGGUGAAAUCCUUCUCGACGGUAUUCGUUGUCGAGGAUUGGCCAUGGAUGAUAAGAGAUGUCUCUACAUCUCUGACAAUGACAAACAUGAAGUAAGACGAUAUCAGCUGGGAGACAAGAAAGGAAAUAUUGUGGCCGGUGGCCAUGGCAAAGGUGAUGGUCUCAAUCAAUUCAACUGGCCGACCUUCAUCUUUGUCGAUCGACAACAGACUAUCUAUGUGUCGGACAACGAAAAUCAUCGUGUGAUGAAAUGGAAUAAACGUGCAAAAGAGGACAUUGUCAUCGCUGGUGGUCAAGGUGAAGGAAAGGCUCUGACACAAUUGUCGAGCCCUAAAGGACUGUUUGUCGAUUACUUGGAUGCCAUCUAUGUGGCAGACACGGGAAAUCAUCGAGUAAUGCGUGGGCCUAAAGGAGCAAAACAGGGCACUGUCAUUGUGGGUGGCAAAGGAGCAAAUAAGUUAUACUAUCCCGAAGCCUUGACCUUCGAUCAACAUGGUCAUCUAUAUGUCGUCGACUUGGGCAAUGAUCGAGUACAACGAUUUUCUAUCGAAUAA